CGUAUAAAAAUCCCUCCCUUUCCUAGAGGAAAUAACCUCGGCGGCGAAGAAAGGAGAUCGGGAUCGUAUUCUCUUCCUUAUCGUUCGUUGCGCAUCCUACGGCCAUGGCAGAGACACUGGUCCUUAAGGGCACCCUGCGCGGCCACUCGGGCGCGGUGACGGCGAUCGCCGCCCCGCUGGACAACUCCGACAUGGUCGUCUCCUCCUCGCGCGACAAGUCCGUCCUCGUCUGGCACCUCACCAAGGACUCCCCCGCCGCCGCCGCCGGCGAACCCGGCGGCUCCGCUUACGGCGUCCCCCGCCGCCGCCUCACCGGCCACUCCCACUUCGUCCAGGACGUGGUCCUCUCCUCCGACGGACAGUUCGCCCUCUCCGGCUCCUGGGACGGGGAGCUCCGCCUUUGGGACCUUGCCACCGGCGCCACCACCCGCCGCUUCGUCGGCCACACCAAGGACGUCCUCUCCGUCGCCUUCUCCGUCGACAACCGCCAAAUCGUCUCCGCCUCCCGGGACCGCACCAUCAAGCUCUGGAACACCCUCGGCGAGUGCAAGUACACCAUCCAGGACGCCGACGCCCACACCAACUGGGUCAGCUGCGUCCGCUUCAGCCCCAACACCUUCCAGCCCACCAUCGUCUCCGGCUCAUGGGAUCGCACCGUCAAGGUCUGGAACCUCACCAACUGCAAGCUUCGCUCCACCCUCACUGGCCACGGCGGCUACGUCAACGCCGUCGCCGUUAGCCCGGACGGUUCCCUCUGCGCCAGCGGCGGGAAGGACGGGGUCACGCUGCUCUGGGACUUGGCUGAGGGGAAGAGGCUCUACUCGCUUGAUGCUGGGGCCAUCAUUUAUGCUCUCUGCUUCAGCCCCAACCGCUACUGGCUCUGCGCUGCCACCCAGGACAGCGUCAAGAUCUGGGACCUCGAGAGCAAGUCCAUCGUCCAGGAUCUCAAGCCGGAGACUCCCACCAGCAAGAACCAGAUUCUAUACUGCACAAGCUUGAACUGGAGUGCUGAUGGAAGCACACUGUUUACUGGCUACACCGAUGGUGUUAUCAGGGUGUGGGGCAUUUCUCGUUAUUAGAAGCUGGCAGUUAUGUCAGAGGUUUUGGUCUCAUUUAACUUUUUUGAAAUAUUGUUCUUCAAGUGGGAUGAGUUAUCUGGUUAGCUUGCAUUUGUCAAUUUUGACUCAAGUAUUUAGGUUGUGCUUUUGGAAAUUUGAGUUUAUUCUUGGCUCUGCCUAGAAUAGAUCUUUGAAGUUGCAGGUCCUUUCCAGACUAUGGUGUUUCUGAUGUCUUCUCUCUGGAAGGCAUUAUAUCGUAGUUUUCACUGUUCUUAUUUCUCUUCAA
Elaeis guineensis (African oil palm) is the source of this 1344-nucleotide messenger RNA. RefSeq names its product small ribosomal subunit protein RACK1z. The record is from RefSeq and is a predicted model, not a curated record. Gene Ontology annotation, molecular function: protein binding; translation regulator activity; ribosome binding. NCBI's taxonomy places the organism in Eukaryota, Viridiplantae, Streptophyta, Magnoliopsida, Arecales, Arecaceae.